Mesorhabditis belari is the source of this 558-nucleotide messenger RNA. NCBI's taxonomy places the organism in Eukaryota, Metazoa, Nematoda, Chromadorea, Rhabditida, Rhabditidae. The record is from the annotation of a GenBank genome assembly.
AUGUGUCGCUAUGGGAGUGGCGUCCAUCGGCUCUACUGUUGGCCUGAAUACAAGGGCGAAAAAGUGAUGCUUCGGACAGACUGUUUGUGGGCAAUUAAGCAUUUCAACAAUCAACCUAUUACCUAUCGCGAUAAGAAAAUUCAUAAAUUGGACGUUGAAGAUCUGAGAAACUUGAACUACUUGAAGUAUGUGGCGGGCAAUUUUCCGAAAGGGGUCGUUAUUCAAUACGUAACGAGUCACACAAAAGACGAGGAUCCGGGCCUUAAGAAGGCCGAUCAAUUGGCGACAGAUGCCAAUAAACGCCCCGAAGACAAAUCACGACCUAAGUCUGACCCCAAGGAGAUGGUGACAUGGGACCCAUCGAUUCAUCAACAUAUUAUAGAAGCAGGGAAAAAUGCCCAGAAGAAUUGGGACCAUUGCAAGAACGAGACUCCUAUGAAGAAGAGCAGACUCCUACUCGAGCGUUCCUUUACUAAAGGCAAAUCGAGGAUCGAAGUGCUUUUAAAUGAACCUGAAAACCGAUGGAUUCAAGCCCUUGAUAUUGUUUACUCGCCUAAA